AUGUCUCGACCUUCAACCAUCGAAAUUCAGUCCAUUCGUGAUGUCAACGAUCUUUUUGGUGUUAAAGAAAGUCGUCAAUUGUUAUCUCUUGCAAAUGUGUUAGAUGGAAUACAAUAUGUUAUGAACUAUCGCCUUAAAGGCGGUAGACUUCCAAACUUGGAUUUUGAAAUAAUGAAACGUUUAUGUGAAGGACUAUUAUUAAAUAUGUCCUAUAUGGAGGGUGGAUUGCUAAAACGAAAGAUGACUUUGGAGGCUAAUAGAGCUUUCAUCCUCUUUGGAGAAUUUAUGGAAGAAGUGGAAGAAUUUCGUCAAGCUGUUCGCGAAAAAAAUGUUUCCGAUCUUUAUCAUGCUCUUAAACUUCAUCGUCGAUGUAAAGAUGUUGAUCCAACAGUCAAACAAUCUGCAGUUGCCAUAAUAUACAUGUUAACGAAUUGGUUUCCACAGUUUUCGGAUUGGCGUGAAUUGGUAAAAGAGGAAGAACAAGGUGAUGUUGAAAAAUUGAUCAAGGAGUUCACCGAUGUAAUUAAGAAACCUAGAAUGCCAUCACUUCAUGGCGUUGCAUUACCUCCUCCAU
Molecule: messenger RNA, 574 nt
Organism: Racocetra persica
Lineage: Eukaryota; Fungi; Glomeromycota; Glomeromycetes; Diversisporales; Gigasporaceae
Source: the annotation of a GenBank genome assembly